AUGACACCGGGCGGAGGCGGAUCACUUAGUGCGGUGUCCGGAGGGGGGUUCGAAGGCCGACGCGACAGCAGAGAGAAAUCCUCUCUGCCGGUUGUGCGGGGCCUUCCGCUUCUCCUUCUGCCUCAGCAGGUUGAAGUUAUCUGGCAAGCAGCCGCUGACGAAGAAGCCGCCGCGGCCAGGGCAGUAUCCGGACCGGCGUCGCGGGAGUUGACUCAGGGAACCGAGGCAUCCUCGGCGACUGGUACGAAACCUUCACAUGCAGAAGGCUCCCUAUCCGGCGUCAGUUCCUCAGCUGCGGCCGGGAACAAAACGGGUCCCAGCUCAAGCGAUUCGGGGCCUCCUAGGCGAGAGACGGGGGGCGGGGCACAGGCAGCCAGCGGUCAGAACCCGCGUGGCUCUGCGGGCGGCCCGAGCUCUGGGAAGAAGUCGGUAGCCAGUUCCGGUCAAGCGCGGGAGACCGUUGCGAAGGGCGCAAGGGACGGAGGGGCAAGCGCAGCGGGAACGAAGACGCAGAAUGCUUCUUCAUCCGGAACGCUUGCAGGCGCUUCUGCUCCCGGAUGCAGCCGAAGUGGAAAAGUGCGACCGGCGUCAGGAGUGACGAAUCAAACCUCAGACGGAGAUGGCACAGUGUCCAGUGAGGCAGGGACAGUAGCAAGCUGUGUAGAGGCGACUUGCCGGUUCCUGCACCUAGGGCCAGAGGGACGCCGGAGACCUGCGGUCGUCGACUUCCAUCUUUUCAGUCUCUUGUUCGCCCGAGAUGCCAGGAUGUGUCCUGCGAAGGCUGCUCUCUUCGUAUCUGUCAUGGGAGCUGCACUCGCCGAGAUAGAGGAACUAGCCCAGACUGUGAGCGUCACGACUCUCAUAAACACUACAAAACACAAGAAAGCCGUGAAAGUGGAGUAA
Messenger RNA from Besnoitia besnoiti, 903 nucleotides. RefSeq lists its product as uncharacterized. The transcript has 2 exons. The coding region runs from base 1 to 903 and encodes 300 amino acids. The record is from RefSeq and is a predicted model, not a curated record. Lineage: Eukaryota; Apicomplexa; Conoidasida; Eucoccidiorida; Sarcocystidae.